Molecule: messenger RNA, 1060 nt
Organism: Pomacea canaliculata
Lineage: Eukaryota; Metazoa; Mollusca; Gastropoda; Architaenioglossa; Ampullariidae
Product: lipoxygenase homology domain-containing protein 1-like
Exons: 5
Coding region: 70-477 (135 amino acids)
Molecular function (GO): protein binding
Source: RefSeq, a predicted model, not a curated record
GCGAUAAUCACAAACUGUCUUUAGAACAUUUCUACACAUACAGUCGCUUGCGGCUGUUGAGUCAGCGGAAUGUGGCGUUUCGUCUUUGUGCUCCUGCUUCUUGGAGGUUGUGGUGCCCAUGGGGUCGUAUGGAAGAUUAUUAUUCAUACAUCUGACGAAAAAGACGCGGGAACAAACUCCGACAUCUAUAUUACUCUCCAUGGAUCUCGCGGAUCUUCUGCAGAAAUAAUGUUACUCGAUUAUUUCAACGCCUUUGAGAGAAAUCAGAUCGACGGAUUCAUUGUUACAACGGACGACAUUGGUGAAGUGUGCUCACUGACCAUCAGGUCUGCCGGUAAAUACUUUUGUCCUGACUGGCAUCUCCGAGAGAUUGUGGUUCACGGAAGUUCACAAAAGAGAUUUUGGUGCAACUGCUGGUUAUCAGAGAGAGAUGGAUAUCACAGGGAACUCCAACCUGAUGUCCCAUGCUCCAGGUAAAACGAUGUGGGUGCAGACUUUGAAUCCGGCACUGACCAACCGACAUAAAGAGUUUAUUCACCUGAUGGAACACCUUGCUCAUCCGCUAACUGGAAGACAUUUAAAGAUAUAAAAAUGAACAUUCUUUAAAAUUGAGACAAAAAUGUGUUCUAUAGAAAGACGCCAUAGUCAAUGGUCUGCAAAUUUAAUACUGUUUGAAUGUCAUUUUGAAAAAAAAAAUACAUUUUCUGAGUAUUAUCUAUUACAGUCAGAAUUCUCAUUUAAACUACUUGAAAAAAACAUUUCUCAGAUAGUUAUUUUACAUUUGAUUAUUCUGUCACAAGAUGUAAUGAAAAGUUAGGAAGUACAUGUACACUAGCCAACCCUAAAGAGUAGUAAACUGUAAACGUUUCUGCAAAAGUCUACCUUAUAACCCAAGGUCUUUUACCCAACAAACAAUUCUAAAGCGAACAAUUCUAGAAAAAGAAAAAGAGUGGAAAGUAAUGUCUAAUUUGUCGAAAAAAAACGUGGUCUAAGAUUUUGAAUUUUAUCGUUGUAAAUGUCAUCGAAAACGCAAGGUGAAAAUAAAAAAGUUGAAUCACAA